AUGCGUAUUUUAGAUGAAAGUUAUUUCUCAGCAUCGCAUACCGAAAUAUCGUGCACUCCUCAAGGAAUCAUUACUCUUAGUGAUAAAAUGCAGCGCAAUUCAGUGUCUAAUAUUUGCCAAUUUGUGAUUAUCCUUGCCUUUUUUACAUUCGUAAAAUCAGAGGACAACGUAAUCUGUUCCGAGUAUUGUCAAUGUGCUAAAAUACGAAUUGUUUGUGAUGAUCGUCGAAUGACUCAAGUUCCGCAUCAAAACGCAAGUGUAAAGGGAAUUAGUAGCUUAACGAUCAAGAAUGGAAAUAUCAAAGUUCUCAAGUCAUACUCAUUCAGUAAAUUUCCAGAUCUCACGAAGCUGACUGUCUCAUUCGAUCAAAUCAGUUAUAUUGAGCCUUAUGUAUUCUGCAACUUUUCCAAACUGGAAACAUUGUAA
This is a messenger RNA of Trichoplax adhaerens, 426 nucleotides long. RefSeq lists its product as uncharacterized. Lineage: Eukaryota; Metazoa; Placozoa; Uniplacotomia; Trichoplacea; Trichoplacidae. The transcript is spliced from 6 exons. The record is from RefSeq and is a predicted model, not a curated record. The coding region runs from base 1 to 426 and encodes 141 amino acids.